Molecule: messenger RNA, 2770 nt
Organism: Conger conger (European conger)
Lineage: Eukaryota; Metazoa; Chordata; Actinopteri; Anguilliformes; Congridae
Gene: sytl1
Product: synaptotagmin-like 1
Exons: 15
Coding region: 431-2059 (542 amino acids)
Biological process (GO): exocytosis; intracellular protein transport
Cellular component (GO): exocytic vesicle; plasma membrane
Molecular function (GO): small GTPase binding; neurexin family protein binding
Source: RefSeq, a predicted model, not a curated record
UUGGUAGACUAACCGCUGUAAAACUCCAGUCCGCGUUUUGCGCUGUACCGAACUUUGUACAGGGUGAUUGAUGGGAUCGCCGUUUUGCUGAAGCUUUCUCACCAUUGUGCGUGCAGUUUGGAGUUACCUUAAAGUGUACAGGAAACGCACCUGUCUCAACUACUAUUUCGGCCCGUAAAACUUCGCCGGAUUUUUUUUACUUUUGGAUUUAUAAACAGGAAGGUCCCUGAACCGGCCUAGACCGAAUGUAAAAUACUCCAAACACCCUGUGUCACAUCACCUCCCUGGGGGUCACAGGUCACCGCUGCCUGUAACCACAGAGAGCAGCUGAGAAGUGCUCAACUGGGGUUGAGAUUUAUUUCACGAGAGUUCUCUGAUGUGUGAGCUUUGAGGGGCGUUCCCCCCCCCCCCCCCCCCCCUGGGUGCAGCUAUGGAGGCCGAGGGUGGUACGGAGUCCCUGCUUGACCUCAGCCACAUCAACGAUGAGGAGCAGGCGGCCAUCCUGCAGGUGCUUCUGCGUGACGCGGAGCUGCAGUGCCUGGAACAAGGGCGUGUGAGGAAACUGCACCACUCAAUCUCUGACCCGCAGCAGCUAAAGUCCCUCUCAGGAGAAUGGUUCAGCGAGGUUCGGGCCAAUCGAUACAGGAAGUACGGUUGUGAAAUUGUCCAAGCCUCCAUCCGUCGCAAGAAGAGAGCAAAAGAUGUGCCUUUGAGUGUGCUGGCAGGUGGAGUGGUGUUUGAUAAACAAGGAGAGGUGAAUUUACACAAUGGCACCCCACCCAAAAUGGAGGAGGAAGAUGAAGAGGGAGGCAAAAGCACUGUGUUCCCAGUACCUGCUCCCAGAAGCGUGACUGCUAAUAAGAAGAGUCCAGUGGCCCAUAAUAACUCUACAGCUUCCACAGAAUGCGUCAGCGAGCGAAAUGGACAGGGAGAGGAGACUGCAGAGGGAGAGGAGAGAGUACUGCAGACCCCCUCCCCUACCGUGCAGGUGGACUUGGAGAAAGACUCAGAUUCUGUGUCCAGCAGUGCCCCAACUGAGCUUGACCAGACCAGACUCCGGCCAAGUGGAUCAACCAGCAGUCUGCACUCCAACCACACGUUGAGUGGCAGCAUGAUGAGCCUGUUCAGCUCUGGGGAGUUUGGGAUGGUGGAUGUGCGGGGCACCUUGCAGUUUUCUCUGCAAUACGACACAAGGAAGGAGGAGCUGCAGGUGCGCGUGUGUCGCUGUCAGGACCUGGCCCUCGCCCGAAAGAAUCGCUCUGACCCCUAUGUGAAGACCUACCUUCUACCAGACAAGUCCUCCCACAGCAAGAAGAAGACCGCGGUCAAAAAGAAGACCGUGAACCCUGUGUUUGACGAGACCCUGAAAUACAACCUGAGGAUGGCAGAGCUGAAGGGACGGACCCUCAACCUGUCGGUGUGGCACCACGACCCCGUGCGCAGGAACGUGUUCCUGGGGGAAGUGGAGGUGGGCCUGGCAGACUGGGACUGGGGCGAGACCGAGCCCAGCUGGCGCCCCCUGCUGCCUCGGGUUCAGUUGUCUCAGGACACCAUUAGUAGCCGUGGAACCCUCCAGCUGUCACUCAAGUUCAUUCCGGCUGGAUUGGAAGGCGGUGGCCUGCCAAUGACCGGGGAACUGCACAUAUGGCUGAGGGAGGCACAUGGACUCAUCCCAACCAAAGGAGGCACUGUGGACUCCUUCGUCAAGAGCUAUGUGCUACCGGAUGAAAGCCGGUCGAGUCGCCAGAAGACACGGGUGAUAAAGAACACUGUCAGCCCCACCUACAACCAUACCAUGGUCUAUGACGGCUUCCAGGCUGUGGAUCUGAACGAGGCUUGUGCUGAGGUCACUGUGUGGGAGAAAGACACUUUCUCCUCACAACUGUUGGGCGGAGUGAGGUUGAGCCCUGGCACAGGACAGAGCUAUGGCCAGCCUGUGGUGUGGAUGGACUCCACCGAGGAGGAGACCGCCGUCUGGACCAGUAUGAUCCAGAGUCCCAACACCUGGGUGGAUGCUGCACUACCCCUUCGGACCAACCUGGCAACCCGCAGAGAGUAACCUUUCUGUGGGGUGGGAAUUAGGGGCGGGGUGGGGUGCGGUGGGGAUUAGGUGUAGUGACUGGAGUGAGCAAGUAAAUGUUCUGAGAAAUCCAUUUUUUUGUAUUGAGAGUACAAAAAAAAAAACUGCUCUAAUAAUCAAAUGUCUCCUGUGUUUGUACAUGCAAUACUGUCUCUGAAGUCUAAAUGUGAGUCUGAAUAAUUACAUGCCCUAGGGGGUGUAGGGAUGAGGUGGUCAGAGUUUUGGUUUCGGGGCUGAAAAUUGGGAGAGAAGGUGGGCGGAAAAACACUAGUCCUCACAACUACACCUCAGGCUUCCGUCCCACCUCAGGUAUGGUAGUGACCCCACCUCCUGUGAUUCUCGCUCUAAAUUUACUGGCUUAUUAAUUACUGGAUUAACCCUGCUAAUAGUAACUUUGCUGUGCAGAUAAGCUGUAGAGCUAAAGAAGUUCAUUUUAAACUUUCAGGGAGUGAAUGAAAGGGGAGACAGAAGUCUGGCACAUACUGGCCACAUGUCAUCAAGUUGUACAUUUCAUUAGAUAUCUUUGUUUGAGAAUCAAAUGUGUCCUGUUGUUUGUCUAUGUAAAUGCUGCACCAGUGUGUUUUCCCCUCUGGAAUUAAAGUGCAUUGUGAACGUGAUUUCUCUCGUCACUUAUAUUGUCAUUAUCAUUCUUGGUUGAUUUUAUUGUAAUAAACGCCACUAUUAAGUGAA